Phanerochaete carnosa HHB-10118-sp is the source of this 814-nucleotide messenger RNA. RefSeq lists its product as uncharacterized. The coding region runs from base 1 to 591 and encodes 196 amino acids. Lineage: Eukaryota; Fungi; Basidiomycota; Agaricomycetes; Polyporales; Phanerochaetaceae. The transcript is spliced from 7 exons. The record is from RefSeq and is a predicted model, not a curated record.
AUGACGUUGAUUUACAAUGUCGUCGUGGAACCACCUUUCGGUGUCGAUAUGCACACCAAAGCCUUCGCCGUUCUCUGCACGGACGAACGAUAUUCGUAUGUGCCUCAACCAAUCACAUACAUCACCCGCGGUUCACUUAUCCUUGCCGACAUGAUCGUGAUCAUCCUAACAUGGAUUAAGACAUUUGGAGACUGGAAGCGGGCACGCAGAAACAAUGUCAAGGUGUCAUCGACGACAUGCUUGCUCCGUGACGGAACCUUAUAUUUCAUCGUUCUGCUAGCACUAAACAUAACCCAGCUACUAGUCUACAACUCCCCUACAGACUUGUCGUCUGUGGGCGUAUUAGUUUCGAACGUGCCCCUCGUGCUCAUCAAUCGUUUCAUGAUCAACUUACGUACGGCCGGCUCAGAAGUUCUAGACCACUCUAUGCGUAUUACAGACCAACAGCAAGAGCAAUCAACGGUGCAGUUCAGAAGAUCAACAAAUCGACUGGGAAAUAUUGGAGGGACGCUGCAGAACGGCUGGGACGACGACGAACCUGUAGAAGAGGAGAAUGAUACCGCAGAAUUGGACGGGACACAACUCUCGUGAGACCAACUUGAACGCCAGGCAUAACCCCGACACCGAAGGCUAUGCCAGAGUAUACACUGUACCAGAUAGAUAACAACUUUUGUAGCUCAUCAUAUGAGAGCAGAAAACUCAGAGCCCGUGGUAUUCAGUGAUUGCAAUCGCGGUGCAUCGUUGAGCUGCUUGGGGCAGCAUCCUCUACAUCAGCCUUGGCUUCCACCACUGAUCUCUCGGCGCAAGUGUUUGG